AUGAAUGAGAAGAGUGAUUCAGAGUUUAUACUGGAUGUCGAUUGUUUAGCAUCCGUGCGAGAUAAUGACUUCGUCACAUUCAGGCAACCGCAUGGUGAAGAUGAUAUUGCCAAUGCGAUUCUAUUGGUUGGCAAUCCAACAGCGCAACGCCGAAUCUGCAAAGUCAAAACUACUUGCAAUAAAAUGUUCAUAAUUCGACCGGCCGUUUUCGAAUUGGGUGCUCACUGUGAACUGCCCGUCAAGAUAACGUAUAUACCGACAAACGAAAUCACUGACAGAAACCGAGAGGAUCAGUGGUUUGCCAUCCACUACAUUUCAUCCGAUGAUCCAAAUAAAUCAGCUCAGCAGUGUUGGGCUGACAGUAGUGAUAAGACGGAUGUGGUUAAACGUUUACGGGCAAAAUUCGAGGUGAGCAAAGAGGAUAGUGAAAACAAGCGAAUGGAAAGAAUUAUGAAUGCGAGUGAAGACUUAUUGCAAAAUGUACAAUUGGCAGAUAGCAAGACUGAGUUGUUGUUAGAGUGUAUUCCAAAUGAUUUGGUCAAAUUCAAACCAUCUGAAAACUCCGAUGAGAAACGUCUCUUCACCACAAUGACAUUCGUGAAUAAUUCCGACAAGAGACGAGCAGUGCAAGUGUUCUGUCCUCUUGAUCCACAGUUUCGUGAUUAUCACGUUGAAAUGUUCACUGUUGAUCCGGAGAUGCAAUAUAAUUUGACUAUGUCUUUCCUGCCAUCCAAAAAGUUCCGCAUGCAGGCAAGAGCUGAAGAACCGUAUAUCGUUGUCGCACAUAUUGAAACAUCAGAAAGCGAUGAAAGUGUUGAACAAAUAUGGCAAAAAUUCAACCGAAAACCCUAUACGCCCUGCAUUGUUAAGAAAAUCCCUAUGGAAUAUGACGACUUGUUAUUGGAUAACUUACUCCAGAUGCGUUCCGCUGAUGAAGCUCGUAAGGCGAAUGAACGUGGUUCCAUCAAUACUGCGCGUGAUGGAUUUAAUCAAAUGAGUGACGAACGUGAACUUGGUGUUGAGCAUCUAAAAAUGUCUGGGGUUGGUCGGAAGGAAGACAGGAUCAGUGAUAUGAAUAUGAGGCUGAACGAUACAGAAGCUGAAGAUAAAAGUCCUCGGAUUCAGUGCGGUUUUGGCAAUGCUCUUGCAGCAGACAUUGAUCAACUAUGA
Molecule: messenger RNA, 1170 nt
Organism: Anisakis simplex (herring worm)
Lineage: Eukaryota; Metazoa; Nematoda; Chromadorea; Rhabditida; Anisakidae
Source: the annotation of a GenBank genome assembly